UCAGUAGAGCGGUACCAUGGCAGCCACUAAAGCCUCCAAAGAGCAGAAAUACGACCGACAGCUCAGACUAUGGGGUGACCAUGGCCAAGAAACCUUGGAGAAUGCACACGUUUGUCUCAUCAAUGCCACAGCAACUGGGACAGAGAUAAUGAAGAACCUCGUACUUCCAGGUAUUGGAGCUUUCACCAUAGUCGAUGGACACACAGUUUCUGGGGAAGAUGUAGGAAACAACUUUUUCCUCAGCAACAACAGCAUUGGAAAGAACAGAGCACAGGCUGCCACUGAGCUGCUACAAGAACUUAACAGCGACGUGUCUGGAAACUUUGUCGAGGAGAGUCCAGACAAGCUCAUGGACAACGAUCCAGAGUUUUUCCACAGGUUUACCAUAGUCAUUGGUGUCCAGUUGCCAGAAAGCACAUGUUUGAGACUAGGCUCAUCUCUGUGGAGUGCCUCAGUACCUUUCCUAGUUUGUAAAACAUACGGCCUCAUCGGCUACAUGCGGCUUGUGGUGCAAGAGCACACAGUGAUUGAAUCUCACCCAGACAACGCCCUAGAGGACCUGAGGUUAGACCAGCCCUUUGCUGAAUUUAAAAACCAUAUUCAGUCCUACGACCUUGACAGCAUGGACAAGAAGGAUCACAGUCACACGCCAUGGAUAAUCAUUGUUGCUAAAUACCUGGAGAAGUGGCUCAGUGAGCACAACGGUCAACCACCAAAAAAUUACAAGGAGAAAGAAGCCUUCAGACAGUUUAUUCGUGAAGGAAUCCUGAAGAAUGAGAAUGGUGUCCCUGAGGAUGAAGAAAACUUUGAGGAAGCUAUUAAGAAUGUCAAUACUGCUUUAAAUCCAACCAAGGUUCCCAGUGCUGUUGAAGACCUCUUCAAUAGUGAGCAGUGUAACAACAUCACAUCACAGACCACAUCUUUCUGGGUGAUGCUACGGGCUGUCAAGGAGUUUGUUCAUAAUGAAGGCAACGGCAGCCUACCUGUGCGGGGAAUCAUACCAGACAUGAUUGCUGACUCUCAGAAGUUUAUCAACCUUCAAAAUGUCUACAGGGAAAAGGCCAUGCAGGAUGCGACAGCUGUUUGUAAGCAUACAGAAUGCCUGUUGCAGUCUGUUGGAAAACCACCAGAAAGCAUCUCUGAAAAGGACAUCAAACUAUUCUGCAAGAAUGCAUCGUUUCUGAGGGUGGUGCGCUGUAGGUCUCUGGCUGAAGAAUACAGUGUGGAUUCAGUAAAUAAAGACGAAAUCACCUCAAGUAUGGACAAUCCAGAUGGUGAGAUGGUCUUCUACCUCAUGCUCCGUGCUGUCGAUCGCUUCUAUCAGCAGCACUCCCGCUACCCUGGAGUAUAUAACUACCAGGUAGAGGAGGAUAUCAGCAAACUGAAGCUCUGUGUGAACAGCCUUCUGCAGGAGUACAGCCUCAACGUCAACAUCAAAGACGAUUAUAUCCACGAGUUCUGUCGAUAUGGUGCCGCAGAACCGCACACAGUUGCCUCAUUUUUGGGAGGAUCAGCUGCUCAAGAGGCCAUCAAGAUCAUCAGUCACCAGUUUGUGCCCUUCAACAACACUUUCAUUUACAACGCAAUGUCACAGACCUCUGCGACCCUACAGUUGUGAAUACUGAUCCUGAAUUUGUUUUCAGAAAUAUCACAGGAAACAGAGCAAGAUUGAUAAGGCAUUUGCCACCUUGCUUUAAUCAAUCCAAACUGUAAAUGGCACAUGAGUUUUUUGGAAGAACGAAGAACAAUAUCUUUUUUUUUUCUAUUGUAAGAUUGAGAUUACUGCCUGAAUGUGCGCACUUAAACCUAAAAAUGUUUUGUCAUGGACAAGAUCAAAAGUCUGGACUCUUUAGAGUAAAUGUUCUGUCAACUAUUCUGAAAGGGGGAAGAAAUCAAGAUAGCACUCAUGGAGCAUACACUGAUUUUUUUUUUCUGGUUUAGCUGACAACGUAAAACAAAGCUGGAAAUGAAACUAGCAAAUGUAAAACUGUCAUGUAGUAUUGUCAUCUGUGAAACUCCACAUUUAUGGAUGAUAUAUUACAAUGUAGCAGCACUUUGUAUACUUUAGUCGCAGCUGUCUCUUAUUGUAUUGUGUCAAGAACAAGGUGGAAGAUUUUUGAUUUAAAAUUUAAAAAACAAGUGUGUUUAACUCCUGCAUUGCUAUAAAACAUUCA
Messenger RNA from Scomber japonicus (chub mackerel), 2174 nucleotides. It is a transcript of the gene nae1, whose product is annotated as nedd8 activating enzyme E1 subunit 1. The transcript has 20 exons. Lineage: Eukaryota; Metazoa; Chordata; Actinopteri; Scombriformes; Scombridae. Gene Ontology annotation, cellular component: nucleus; cytoplasm. Gene Ontology annotation, molecular function: NEDD8 activating enzyme activity; ubiquitin activating enzyme activity. The record is from RefSeq and is a predicted model, not a curated record. The coding region runs from base 17 to 1618 and encodes 533 amino acids. Gene Ontology annotation, biological process: protein ubiquitination; DNA damage response; ubiquitin-dependent protein catabolic process.